Messenger RNA from Magnusiomyces paraingens, 1338 nucleotides. RefSeq lists its product as uncharacterized. The transcript has a single exon. Lineage: Eukaryota; Fungi; Ascomycota; Dipodascomycetes; Dipodascales; Dipodascaceae. The record is from RefSeq and is a predicted model, not a curated record. Bases 1 to 1338 code for a protein of 445 amino acids.
AUGUUUCAAAAUUCUUCCAUUAAUUAUAAUAUACCAAUUUCUAUAGAAUAUGAUGCAAGCAAUAAUGACACCCUUUUUGAGCUAGACAAAAUCUCACAGGCCUUUUGUGGCCCAGAUACAAAAACUUUUUUUGCAGAAGAAUCAUUACUAGAAAUGGAUCCGGAUACACUUUUCCUAACUGCUGAUAAUAGUCUCUUGUUAAACACAAAUGCUGACCCAACCACUAAGCUUGCCUACAAUGGGAUAGGUAGAACUUCCCCAAGACAUUUUUCACCAAACACAACAGACUUGAUGAUAUCAAUGCCAGGCAUACAACUACCAAUUCCAGGUCAUAUGCAAAUGCUUGAUUACAAUGGGAUAGGUGGAACUUCCCCAAGCUCUUUACUAAAUUACAUAACUAUCAUGACAACUUUACCAGUAGAAGUCUAUCAAUCCAAAAUCGCUUUAGGUCAAGGCAUUAUUGACUGUCCACUUAGCAAUACAGAAUUUCAAGAUGAAAAUCAAAUUCUCAUUGAUAAUAACUGUUUAAAAUAUCUUAACAACAAGCAACAUAUAGUAAAAACUUCAAAAGUUCUUGACUUAGAAGUGAAUGAGAACUCUUCUAUGGAAGCCGAUGACUAUGAAAUGGCAUCUGAAACUUUUGAUAUCCCCGUCAAUCUUUCAAAACAAGAUUGUUUGAACAAUAUUUAUGUUGAUAAAUCCUUUUUAAAUGACUCUCUUUUUCAACUUUCUCAUUUCAAGUUUUCUUCUAUUACUAUGGAUUUUUCGGUUGUAUACCCAACAACAUCAGAAUCAAGUUUCAAUGUUCAGUUUGAUCCGCUGGUGGACAACUUUAGCUUCGAGAACGUACUUAAGCAAAACUUGUAUUUUGUUCAUGAAUUUCCAGCAGAUUUUGAAGACAAUCUUUCUUUUUUUGUGAAUUACAAUUGUUCAAAAUUUGCAUUCCACCCUUAUUACCUAACAAUUCGAUGCAUGGAAUACCAAAAGUUAAUCUGGAAAAUUGAACAGCUAGCUUCUUUGGUACAUCCGGGUGAUAUUGAAAAACUUAAUAAUUAUAUUCAAGAAAGGCUACAAAAGUCGGAAGAAUAUCGUAAAAAGUUAGAAGAAGGUUUUAGAUGGAUGUUUUAUUUACAACGUAUGGAUGAACUUUGUGAUGCAGAAAUUAAUGAGGGAAUAUAUGGCAGCUCCUACUUGUCCAUUUUUUAUCAAAUCCAGAAAAUAUUUUUAGACCUUGAUUGCGAUAUUAAUAUCAAGAUUAACGCAUUAGAAAAAGUUACCAGAGAGUUGACAUGUUUAAAAGACUUGUUGGAAAUAAGUAGCGUUCAAGUUGUGGUUUGA